Messenger RNA from Paramisgurnus dabryanus, 2393 nucleotides. RefSeq names its product V-set and transmembrane domain containing 2B (gene vstm2b). The record is from RefSeq and is a predicted model, not a curated record. NCBI's taxonomy places the organism in Eukaryota, Metazoa, Chordata, Actinopteri, Cypriniformes, Cobitidae. Gene Ontology annotation, cellular component: membrane.
GAGUUAGUUUGCUCCCAAACCCCGUCGGUCUGUCAGUGGUCUCGCGGGUUUGGAGAUGCCAAAGCGCCUCCUUACUGCUCACGCGCUCACACACAAGACAGAGAGUUGGAGUGGCGCGCCGGAGCUGUCCACUAAUGCCUCUUUAUCAUUUAGGUGCUUCUUAAAAACGUCAAGGGAAUCUUUUAUGCACAGACACUGGAUCUUUUAUUUUUAUUUUUUGUCGCGGACAUAGAUACGGGGUUGUUUUGUGAUGGGUGGUGGAAACGAGCUACGGAUUUUUUCUCUUUUUAUGGAGACCAAAGUGAGCAUAUUUCCUACUGUUGAAAGCGAGUUUUAUCUUGAAACGAAGCAAAUGGUCAAACAGAGGAUUCGUUAGUGGCAAAGGAUACACAUUCAUGAAAACACAGUAAAAUUCUACAGAAAGCAGUUUUUGCAACAGAAAAGGGUAUUCUUGUCCGCAACAUUGGAUUUUACGUCUUGGUUGACUGACGCAGCAUCCUGUUGGAGUAUCUUAUUUGAAGAUUUCAGACCGUUCAUUGUAGCCUACCUAUCGGAGAAAUAAAUGAUAUCUCCUCAAGCAAAAUCGAACCAAACGAAGUUAUGAAGAUGCCAAUGAAAUAAAACCAGUAUAUCCUGGUCAAAUGACCACUUUCACUCGUUCUCCAAUUUGAUCACCUUAUUUAUGACAUGGAAAAACGGGGACUCUACGGCGUCCUUUAUUAUUUGGUUCUGAAUGCGCCUUUGCUCCUCUGUGCGAAUGCCUCGUUUACUGAAGUCCCCAAAGAUGUGAGUGUCGGUGAGGGCGAGGACAUAGAUAUGCCGUGCGCUUUUCGAGCUGUUGGUGUCUCGCCGUUCUCUCUGGAGAUUCAAUGGUGGUACCUAAAGGAAGCAGCCCCUAAAGAGCUCGCGCAAGAACUUCAGAUCAGCGCUCCGACCAACAGAGCCAAGGUUGCCCACCGGGACGCCACGAAAAUAAGCACGGUAAGAGUCCAGGGCAACGCUAUUUCCCACAGGCUCAGCCUGUCGGGCGUCCGGAAGGAGGAUGAGGGCGUGUAUGAGUGUCGGGUUUUGGACUUGUACUCUGAUGAGACUCAGGAAAACAAGGUGCAGGCCACUCUGCGCGUGACUCCACGCGAGGGAAUGCUGGCCGAGGAGGCCGUGUCUCAUAUCCAGAACCGAUGGCCACUGAGGAACAGUAACACGGCGACGGGUGGAAGGGCCACAUCAGAACCGGGCCAGGGUCAAGGAAAACCCCGCGUGCCUCCACCGCUAGGAAUUGGACCUGCUCCCGCCACAACGACUAUGACUGGCACUGCGGUCAAGUCUUCAGCAUCACCCCGGCCUGGCAAUUCAUCCAUCCUAAGACAACAGCACGGAUCCGGUUCUGGAACAAUGGCAACCACCGAGCCCCUCCUUUACAUCACUUUGCUGAUCCUGCAUAAGCUCAUCCCCAUCCUGUUUGCCUACUAAGAGACCACAGCCAAACAACUCGCAAUGAUUUCACUUUAUGUACCAAACGACAAAGGGAAAUAUAACUACGUACAUCUAAAUAUAUAUAUAUAUCUAUAAAUAAAUAUAUCUACCAUUAUGGCACAUCACAGAAAGGGAUGAGAUGUGGCGAUAAGAUCAGCGUAUGACUUUGGAGUUUAUGAGAAUAAUAAAAGACAGCCAUGUUUUUUUCCGGGACUUGUGUAGAAGAUUUGACUCAGAUAUGGAUGUAUAAAUGGAUUCUAUAAGAAGCAUGAUGAAAAACAACAACAACAAAAAUAUGUAAAAAAGGAGUCAAUGUGAAUUAGAGCUUCACAACUUGUGUCAUACACAUGACUGACAUCCAUAAACGCUGCAUCGAAUUUUCAAAUACUAGUGUUUGCCUUGCUAAAUGCAUGGCUUUUUGACAUUUGUUUUAACCAUUUUCUUUCAGUUUUAAUGAUUUUACAUUUUAAUUUCAUCAUUGUUCUGAUCGAAGUAUGUGAUGUUGAAUCAUUGAAUCGUGAAUGACUUUGUGUUUUUUAUGAUUUGUUAUUUGUCCAACUUGCCAUUUUUCUUUUCUUUUUUUGCAUGAAUGGUUUCAUUGCAGUAAUGUCAAACAGGACACUCUUUCAUGUCAGCUCUUUCUACAGGACUGUGUGUAAUACUGUGUAUUCUGUUUCUUCACAUCUGAAUUUUAAGUUCUCAAGCUUUUGGUCUCUUAAUGUAUAAAAAUGCAACCUUAUAUAUUUUGACGAAAAAGACACACGUUACCAUAGUUGUUGUUAGUCACCUCUAAUAAUGUUUAUUUUUAUUAAAGGUACGGUGGUCAAGAUAAGACAUUCAUUUAUAAAAUUUUAAAAGAGAAAAAAAAUGGUAUGUUGCCAACAUCAGUUGAAAUAAAAGUUGUUGUUUUUUUUGUUUUU